This is a messenger RNA of Schizophyllum commune H4-8, 805 nucleotides long. RefSeq lists its product as uncharacterized. The coding region runs from base 148 to 666 and encodes 172 amino acids. The record is from RefSeq and is a predicted model, not a curated record. The transcript is spliced from 3 exons. NCBI's taxonomy places the organism in Eukaryota, Fungi, Basidiomycota, Agaricomycetes, Agaricales, Schizophyllaceae.
UCUGAAUCUCCUCGAGGUGUCGAGAGUCUUAACCGCACCUUAGCGCUCACCAGGGCUGUGACUUAGGUCUAUUCGUCGUAUCGCUGUCCCUGGAAUGUUGCCUCGAAAUCGCCCAUAGAUUUUCUUGGUAGACUCGCAGGGCUUUCCAUGGAGCAGUGGCUGCCAGCCGCCUGUAACUUCCGCGAUACCCUGCUCAAGUUACGCGCCGCGCCUGUACAUUUGCUGUCAGCCGCACGCGCGUAUAGCUGCUCCCAUUGCCACCGAGGCCGCAAGUCACAGGUCAAGUCGCCCGGGUCUCCUCCGCUCUUCCCUCGCGCAUCUGUCGCAGAGGCCCUUGGUCUUCGGAGAAGAAAGUUCCCUGACUACCUUUGCCGUCCGGAAAGAGGUCUUCCGUUUGUUCCUACCGUCACUAGCACUGGUAGCUAUCUGUCCUCCCAGGCGUAUACGACAAACAUGUCUGUAGAACCCAACGCACCUUGCGUGCGCACCUCCGAUCGAGGCCAGAAUCAGCGUCAGCAGCACAGAUGUGCCUCCAUCUGCUAUCGGGGAAUGCGGGGAUGCGUCCCACGAGACGGAGCUGCCGAGCAAGAGUCGCAUCGCCAUUCACCCAAUACGCCUAGGGAUCUUCACACCACCGCCCUCCCUGCCUUCCAUCCGCACGCCUGACGCCUUGCCCGCGCAUAAUACCCGCGCUCUGCCGCGCGGAGAGCAGCGCGCGGGCUAGCCCUCCCACAUGGAGGUGUGCAGCCUCUGCGUGCGGCGCCUUCGCGCAAAUCCCACCGUGCUUUACCGGCGGCAGCUGGCC